UCCUAUAACGGCUGAUUGAUUGCUUCUCCUGCUAUGUUUCUUUCUUUCUCUUUCAUCUAGUGACCUGCUCUGGGACAUCACAGUCAGUGUGUUCUGCUGCUUGAAAAGAAUAAAUGGCAAUUUUUUGAGGAAGGAAGGAAAAUGUUGGAAGAGACAGCAUUGUCACCAGAGACUACAGAGGAGGUGGGAAGAUUAGUGAGUAUAGCCCAGAGGUCAGAUCCUCUCCCGCGGGUCACUUUUGACGCACCAGAGAAGCCAGGGGAUGAACUCUCUCACAGAAAGUUGGCCAAAUUAACCACCAAGUAUAACCGGAGAGAUCUUCAGAGGUGGUUAGACCUAGAGGAAUGGAUUGAUGCCCAGUUGCAAGAGCUCUAUCAAUACCAGUUGCAGGAGGAGGCAGAAGCAACAGCAGCCCCAGAGCCAGAAAUUGACAUUGAAGAUCUUCUUGAAGUCUCUAAUGAAGAACAGAAAUCAAAACUACAGGAAAUUCUUCAUGAGUGCUCCAGACCUACAGAGGACUUCAUCACAGAACUGCUCGAUCGAUUGAGAGGUCUCAGGAAAAUUGCCAGCCCUCAAAAGAAAUGAUGACAGAACCAAAACCAAAAAUGCAUCAACAUGUAGAAGCAAAUGAUCAGGAGAAAUUGACAUGGAAUUCCAGCUCUGCACAGCAUGGUGCACAACAUAUUUCAAAGCAUCUGUGUUCAUCCUUGUUUUGGAUGCAUAUCUGCAGGCCAUGGCUCUUGUGUGGGGAGAGGCCAUAAUUUGGGGUGGGGAUAGGUAGAUUAGAUGCCAUGUUUGUCAAAGGGCCCAGAUUCAAUCUCCAUAGUCUUUAGUGGUUCAUGUAGCAGGACUGGGAAUCUCUGCCUGAAGUUCUGGAGAGCUUCUGCAGGCAAAGGAGUCAAUACUGGACUAAAUGGACCAAUGAUCAUGACAGAGUCAAACUGGACUUGAUAACAAAACAUUCAUAGAACACAGGUCACUACCAAACAGAUAUAAAGCAAGGCCAACUUCUUGCAGAGAAGGGAAAGAAGGGAGAUGAAAAAGGGGCUCUGAUGCCCUCUCUCUCUCUCUGUCUCUUCCUCCCUCCAAUUUCCUGCUCCAACUGCUUCUCUCCCAGUUUGGCUCAAAGACUGGAAGCAAGCCCUGUUGUGAGGUAAGUGGCAGAGCAGAGGGCAGGCAGAUUUGGGAGAGAAACCAAAGCCAGAGGAAGCGUUCAGAACCUCCUUCCUUCCUAUUCAAAUUCUCUGCUUUAAAUCACUCCAGGCUCCUGCUUUCUAUCUAUUUGGCAUUACCUAUUUGCUAACAGGGUAUUGCUAUCAUCACAUCCACAUAGACCCUUAGGUAGCUUUGUGUGUCAGUGUGUGUGUUUGUGUUUCCUCACAAAGCCUCAGUUUUGUCCAUCCUAUCAACCUUUAUAAAGAGCCUCUCUCUUGACUUGACUUUGAACACUUUUGAAAUAAUCAUGGUGCUAUCUAGUCCCAGCAGCCCACAUAAAUUAAAGUUCAUGCCACAUCAUUUUGACAUUUCUAAACUGCCUUCAAAGGCAACCUCAUAUUGAUUACAUUAUAAUAUAAACAUCAUUUUAUUUAUUUAUUUACAUUUAUAUUCCACCUCAGACAGCCAUGAGCCAUCUCUAGGUGAACAAAGAACUGAAAACAUAAAAAUGAUAAAACAGCAAUUGUACAUUACCAAAUGCCUGUGUGAAGAUAUGCAUUUUUAAAGUCCUCUUAAAUCAUG
This is a messenger RNA of Hemicordylus capensis (graceful crag lizard), 1737 nucleotides long. It is a transcript of the gene PPP1R14D, whose product is annotated as protein phosphatase 1 regulatory inhibitor subunit 14D. The coding region runs from base 142 to 585 and encodes 147 amino acids. NCBI's taxonomy places the organism in Eukaryota, Metazoa, Chordata, Lepidosauria, Squamata, Cordylidae. The record is from RefSeq and is a predicted model, not a curated record. Gene Ontology annotation, cellular component: cytoplasm. The transcript is spliced from 4 exons. Gene Ontology annotation, biological process: regulation of phosphorylation. Gene Ontology annotation, molecular function: protein serine/threonine phosphatase inhibitor activity.